UGCAGAAAAAUGUAUGGGGAAUAUGAAGUGGUCAAUCCCGAUAUUUGUGGCCAUAUCAACGUCUGGGAUAGUAAACGCCAACACAUUUAAAGGCAGCAGGACUUUGUUUGCUGCUUCGAGAGAAGGAUAUUUUCCGAAAUACCUGUCCAUGAUUUACGUUCAGAAAAAAACAUUGGUACCCGCCAUCAUUACAAUGGGUAUGGUUGCCUGUGUCAUUAUGCUAGGAAUGGAAAUGAUUUCCCUGCUAAAGGUGUACUCUUUCCUUAAUGCACUCUACUGCUUUACGGCAAUUGUGGGGAUAUUUAAAUUAAGGAGGACGCAUAACCCCAAAGACGCCCUUCGGUUACCGAUAGUGAUUCCUAUAGCCUACACGUUUCUGAGCCUAUUCAUGACCGUGGCUGCUGUAGUAUACAACCCUGGUGUGGUGGUAGCCAGCGUCCUGUGUAUAACCGUCGGAAUUGUUCUGAAGCUGCUGUCACUUGUUGGGCAAGCAAAAGACUCUGUUUUCCUGAGGAUAUACAUCAAAGUACAUCGGCCGAUCGUCAAAUUUUGUCACGCUGUAUUACUAAGCGAAUUUACCCAGGACUAGCACAUACUUGUUAGGUUAAACCAGGGAAUGGUUUCAUCAUUAACCGUGAUUAAUAAUUGGUCUAAAAUUGUAAAGUGUUGUUUUAAGAAAAUUCAAUAUGGCGUGUGCUUAGUUUUAUCUUGUCACUAGGAAAGGGACAUUUUAUCGUUAAAGAGUUUAAAAUGGCAUAGCUAGUCAUAGUCGAGAAGGACAAAACAUACCCUAGAUAUACAAAAUUGGA
Messenger RNA from Mizuhopecten yessoensis (Yesso scallop), 809 nucleotides. RefSeq names its product cystine/glutamate transporter-like. The transcript has 5 exons. Lineage: Eukaryota; Metazoa; Mollusca; Bivalvia; Pectinida; Pectinidae. Gene Ontology annotation, cellular component: membrane. Gene Ontology annotation, biological process: amino acid transmembrane transport. Gene Ontology annotation, molecular function: L-amino acid transmembrane transporter activity. The record is from RefSeq and is a predicted model, not a curated record. The coding region runs from base 14 to 589 and encodes 191 amino acids.